CAGCUGUUUAACACACCAAGCGAGCGUUGAACUCUCAAUUUAUGAACAUUUUAGCUCGAGAACUCCAUAUAUCUGGCGUCUGGCAGAGUAGGAAAAUCCUGCAAGGCACCGGGAAGAGUGAGACACAGGCGGGGUGUUACAGUUCCUCCUGUGGACAAUGAAUGAGAAGAAGGCCCAUGAUAAUGAAACAAAGCGGCCAGACACAGGUGAGGAGUUGGAGACGGCACUCCAGCAGAACACAGAACUACGCCAGGAGCAGGUGGGACUGCUGCAGGAGACUUGCAUGUUGGAGGACACGGCGGUGCAGGAGACGCAGCUGCAUGACGCCUUGUCUAUUCAUAACACGAAUCAGCCAGAACCAGAUGGACCCAAGGAGCCAGGAGGGCCUGUCAGGAAACUGGGGUUUAGAAGUAAGUCAGGCAUUGGACCUCCGCCUCGGCCAUUUAAGAAAGCUAGGUAUGCUUGGGAAAUUAAGAACUAUGAACAUACUUUAAGCAAUAUGACUCAGAAUCUAGGUGAAUGUUCAACAGAUAUUCAGGAUGACAGUCAAGACUCUCAAUCUAGUGAUGUAAAUAGUGAGGGGAGUCAAGAAGAUGGUGUCUUAGAUCCUAGGGAAGGGUUACCUGUAGGCAGCUUAGACAGAGCAGCUUUUAUGGAUCCGAGAGCGAGGCCUCGACCUGAUCUCAUGCCGCCCAUCAUGCCAGCACCAUAUCCAACAACGUACGGCAUGAUGGCUGCCCCACCUACUCCUGACGCAAGCUUACGGCCAGGUGACUGCUUAAAGGAGGGUCAGCAGGUUCCUCCCGACCCAGAUGCUGGCAUAUUGAGAUGGCACACGAGACAGUUGUGUCGGAGCAUCUUCGACAAUACUGUUAACCGAAUGCUAGAGAAUAUGGGAUUCUCACCUGUAACAGAAAGAAGCCAAGGGAUCCACCCUCUUUUAGUCUUAAGCUUAAGUGAUGAUGAAGAACGAGAAGCAGAAGAAGCCCAACAGCGAGAAUUAGAAAAGGAAGCUCUUAGAGCAGCAAUGCAUCAUAAAGGUCUCUUUAUGUCUCCAUAUCAUUAUGACCCACUUGAAAGUGGCACCACCACAGACUACGACUCAUCUGACGAUGACAGUGAUCUUGGCGAGGACCCGGGGCCGGACGACUUGCCUCACGAUACUCACCUCCACAUGACUCACAUGAUCAGCAGACCGUUACCUCGUGUACCUGCCAUGUCAGCUGUGCCCACCAUGCCUGCCAUGCCCAUAAUACCCACUGUGCAACUAGCUCCCCCUCCCAGUCAUCCCUCGUCCCCACAUCCGAUUCCGCCCCACCGGCUGCAACAAGAACAAGACUGUGAUUUAGACAAGCAUGCCUGUGAUUCAGCUAUAUCUGGAAAAGAUACAAACUGUGGAAAUGAGGACUCUACCGUCGACAGCAACAAGAACUCAGUAGGGGACCACAGCGACUGUACGGCAGCAGAGAGUGAAGAAAGCAGAGAUGAGGCAGACAGAAGGCAAGCAGACACUCCACACAAAGCAGAAAACGAGAACAACAACGAUAAAUUUUUUGUAGACCAAGCCAUCGAGAUGGCCAUUAAACAACAAGGCUUGGGUUAUCAGCAAGCGUGAUGGCCCCAUAGCUUAACUAGGUCAACAAGUUAAAUUGUUCUGUGCUUUUCUGCCAUCCCUUCCUGUGAGUGUUGCUGAAUGUGUGAGUUUUAGACUAGUUUCUUGCUGGACACUUGAAAUGGUGUUAUUUGUCAUAGGUCAUAAUAUAAAGCUUUUUACAAACAGACUUUGGGAAAUUCUUUGCUGGUGAAGUCUAGCAUCAGGUGACUUCUUACUAUAUUUGCAUUUCCUAGUCUUUUCCAAGUCAUAUAUUAUGUUAUAAUUUGUUUCUGAGUAUGAUACUCAAUAACUUAUAGAUUCCGGCAUGUCAGACUAUUUCUACCUUGGCUUUGUCUGCUAAUUUACAUGAACAAAGUCUCUCAAGAAACAAUCCUAGAGUUGAUAUUAUUAGGCAAGUUACAAGCUUUAAUACAUUCAGAGUUACAUGAAGAGGAUGCACAGCGAACUGGUGAACACUUUUAUUGAUUCUGUAAAACUAAAGAUUUUGAUAAUUAUAUCUAGUGUGUGUUCACCAGCUCACUCUGCUUCAGCUUCAUGUUUCAUGUACAGUAUUCAUUAUUUGAUAUAACCACAUGAAGUAUCACAGAGUUCCUUAUUUUAACAAGAAAUCAAACUGUUUUUUUUAUAUUAUAUCAACCACUUGUGUUGUGGUAUCCACUCCAGUAGACGGUGAAGACCUCUGAAGGUGUGAAUGUCCAUCAGUGAUAUACACAUGUAAUUCCCAGGUAAGAGUAACUCCAAUUCCUGAUAUAUACUGCAUAAUGUUGAAUCUUUUUAGAUAUUUAGAAUGAAAAAGAUAUUGAUUUUAUUGCUUGAGUGUGAGAUCAGAUUUCCUGUAGUACAGAUAUCCUCUUUAUUUGUCAUUGCUUUGCCAUAGUGCAGCUGCUUCAAUGGUGCUUAAUAGCUGGGGAAAUGUACCUUUUAACUACACUAAUUGUCUGUAAAUUUAAGUUUUUUACACAUGUUAUAAAUGUCUCCUGAUAUUGUUUGUAGAAUUCAUGUGAAAACACUGAUGGACUGACAGUCAAUUAGCCAAACUUGUCGUGAUUAACAAUGCAUAACCAGGAGCUUUGCAAAUCUCAUUACUAUAUUUUAUAUUUUAUUACAGUACAUUAAUGGCAUUGAUUAGAGUUGAUGCCUAAGAGAAAGUAAUAAUUAUUGAUGAUUAUUUGUAAGUAUUGAUGACAGUUCAUGUGGAAAAGCCUGUAAAGACAGGAGCAUAGCAGUAAUGUGAAUAGGAUCUGACUACCAACAAAUAUAUAAGAUUGGCUGUGCGUGUUGCCUCCAGUGAGGGGUAUUCGUGCCAUGUUAGUAUAAACAGGGUAACUGAGCUAUAUAGAACUGGUGAAACAGUAGCAUGGUGGUUCUGUCUGGGUAAUCUGGCCAGAAAUGCCUACCAGUCAUGCUGGUAACUGGAUUCUGUGGCUCUUCAGUUUUAAGGGCCUUAUAAGGGUGGCUAGGUGGUUUGAGUCAUUAAGUUAAAUACAAGAGUUGGAGUAUAUAUUAAAACACUGUAUUUAAAAUGAAGAUAAUGACAAUAAACGAUGGUGAAUGAGUCCAGUGUGAUAAUAAUUGAAUGACUGGAUUGUGUAAGCACUGCAAGAUAUGUUUUUGUUCAUAGUUAGACGGGGACGAGGAGGGCAAUAGAUAUGGGUGAGUUUCCUCAGUGAAAAAAUGCAGA
Molecule: messenger RNA, 3296 nt
Organism: Cherax quadricarinatus
Lineage: Eukaryota; Metazoa; Arthropoda; Malacostraca; Decapoda; Parastacidae
Source: RefSeq, a predicted model, not a curated record